AUGUCUUGGGACUCCUUCCACAUCGUAUUCAUCCGGUGUUGCGGUGUUGCUGCCCUGCUCACAAAUACUCUGAUGUUUUAUCUCAUCUGCUACAAAUCUCCACAAAAUCUGGGAGUCUAUAAGUACCUGAUGCUUUAUUUCGCUGUUUUUGAGGGACUCUAUGCAAUAUUGGACAUGAUUAUCUUACUUGAUUCCUAUACUUUGAAAUCUACAUUUCUUACAGUUAUAUCAUCUGAAAAAAGUCAUAUUCCGGAAGUGUUCCUGCCAGUCUUUAACGUUUUGUACUGGUCUUCAUAUGGAAUGUCAAUUGCUCUUAUCGAUGUUCAUUUUGUGUUUCGAUACUUGGUGGUUAGUGGAGAAGUGUUAUUCAAUGGGUCUCAAGUAGAUACCAAUGGAGUUGAUAUAAUGGGAUUCUAUAUUUAUCCAAGGGACAUCAAUGGGAAACAGCAAAUCAACUGGAUGAAUGUGGCCGGAGUGGUUGAGAAUACGGUGGAAAUAGUUAGUUCACUCUAUUGCGCAUCAAUCAUUAACGGAGCGUUAGAUUGA
Molecule: messenger RNA, 546 nt
Organism: Caenorhabditis remanei
Lineage: Eukaryota; Metazoa; Nematoda; Chromadorea; Rhabditida; Rhabditidae
Exons: 3
Coding region: 1-546 (181 amino acids)
Biological process (GO): G protein-coupled receptor signaling pathway; olfactory behavior
Molecular function (GO): G protein-coupled olfactory receptor activity
Source: RefSeq, a predicted model, not a curated record